AACCCGAUUCGAAGCCCAGCCAAAAACCAGGUUUAAAACCGGGGCCUAAACCAGGCCCAAAAACUGUUCUAAAACCAGGGCCUAAACCGGGUCCAAAACCAGGACCAAAACCUGGUUCAAAACCAAAUGAAGGAGCACCCCGUGGUCGUCCCAGGGGUACGGGCUCUAAGUCGAAGUUGGCAGAACAGGAAGGUCCCAUUCCACUCAUAACAGGGGGUCCAGGAAGAGGCCAGAAGAGCUUGAGCAUCAACAGUCAGCAAGGUGAUGGGAAACAGGAAGUGAAAGCUCCAAGCAAGGACGGAAAGAACAUGGUCCUGAGAUCCAGGAAGCCCCCCCAGGAUAAGCUUCCAAAGGAAAAAGAGAAGGCGCAAUCUGAGGGAAUCCUGACUCAAACCCUGACAGGUAUAACAAAGUCCAAUGCAGUGUUACAAAAUGAGGAACGUAUGAGCAUAGAGCCAGCAAUCCCUGUCUUCCCUAACCAGACAGACACAAGUAUAACAGACACCAGUGUAACAGACUCUAGUAAACCAGACACCAGUGUAACAGACACCAGUAAACCAGACACCAGUGUAACAGACACCAGUAAACCAGACACCAGUGUAACAGACACCAGUGUAACAGACACCAGUGUAACAGACACCAGAGUAACAGACCCCAGUAAAACCAACACCAGUAUAACAGACACCAGUAAACCAGACACCAGUGUAACAGACACCAGUAAACCAGACACCAGUGAAACCGACACCAUUGCAACAGACGUCAGUGUAACAGACACCAGAGUAACAGACACUAGUGUAUCAGACCCCAAUGUAACAGACACCAGUGUAACAGACACCAGCGUAACAGACACCAGCAUAAAAGACAACAGUGUAACAAACAACAGUGUAACAGACAUUAGUAUACCUGUCGCUCCACCUGAGAAACCUAAAGAACCGACUGUAGCUGUACCUCUUGAAACUGCACCUGUACCUCCACUCAAAAGAAAACCCAGUCCUCUGCCUCUAGAGCCUCCGGUGAAGAAAAAGCGAGGUCCAAAACCAAAACCAAAACAGCCCCAGCCUGAAACUCCCCAUUCUGACCAGGCCAACCAGCCUCCAUUAGUCAAACCCAAGGAGAUGGGUGUCCGAGGGCCCAAGAGAAGGCUAAAGAGAGGCAGGCACAUCAAGGCCUCUCUGAUCACUGUGCUGACCAAAGAUAACCCUCCUCCCACGAUGGCUGACGGUGAUGUGGUUAGUGAAAUGCCCAGUGUCCCUUCUCAGUGUCCCACUAAAACCAAGUACCUCCCCCCGCGCAAAGGCAGGGGUCUGAAAUACGAGGCCAUGGUUCAGAAAAUAAACUCGGGCACCGGUUCGAAGAAACACCCGCCAACACCACAGCCCGAGAGCACAGAGGCGACAGUAGAUGAAGUGACGUCAAAGCCUGUGUCGCUGCCCGUCUCGGAGGAGAGCGAGGCCCCAGUGGCGGCGGUGAGCGCCCCUGAUGUGUCACGGGAGGAGUUAGCAAGAGACGUGGGGAGCUCCACGGGGGCCCAGAACACAGAACAGGAGAGAAGGGUGCAGCAGAACACCGGGGAGGGGGUGCAGCCGGAGCCACUCCCAUCAGGGGUGCCAGACGCUGCAGCGGCGAGCGGCGCCAACAAACCCACCAGGACCAAGAGGAGGAAAUGGGCCAUGGUAGAGAGCACGGACGCCACGGUGGUCGCCAUGGAGACGGGGAGCCUGAUCAUCAACACGCCGCGGCUGGCCAAGCAGAGGGCCAUCAAGAACAACCACGAGAUGCACCUGAAACAGAGGAGGAGGAAGAGGAAAGGAGGACAGCCUUCAGAGGGGCCUGUGGCUGACGAGGAGGUAGAGACAACAACAGCAGAACAGCAGACAGAGACACCCACUGACAUAGCGUUAACAACAACGCCCGCUCUACCAGCCGGCCCAGGUGAGAUCACAGACAGCCUGCAGGUGAUCGCCACAGAAAUGAUCCAGCCGCCUCCCUCCAAACGAGGGAGGAAGCCCUCUUCAUCCCCCUCCAAAAAGAGAGGGAGAGCACCAGGUGAACAGCAGAGCAGCAAACCUCUGAGGGUUCACAAAAAACCUGGUCCUAAAAAGGGAAUCAAAGACGCCAUGGAGGUGAUUGAAGCGGUGGUAAAGGCUGCAGGGAGGGAGGCCAGACUCAAGAAGAAGAAAUGGAAAAAGGAAAGUCCUGCAGUGUCAGAGGAAAAGCAGCCAGAGCCCUCUCUCAAACAGGUACUGAGUAAGACUCCUGAAAGCAGAAUCAAACACUCCUUCUGUCCAUAUGUGCGUAUGGACAGCUCCGGAGACUUCACCUCUCUCUGUACCAUCGUCAACAGGCGCGAUGAAGAGCUGAAGAUGGUGCUUCAGAAUCUCCGGAAAAAGAGCCCGGACAAAAUUAAAAACCCAGUCACAGUUGCCAAGGCGAUACCCAGCUCCUCAGCUAUGCUCCAGGGGCCCUUGGUUAACAAAACGUUAAUUGACAGGUGUCUAACGUGUUGCCUGUGUGGAAAGCCAGCAAAUUACCGUGAGCUGGGGGAUUUGUGUGGGCCCUACUUCCCAGAGGAUAGCAUCCCCCGCAAAAUCCUGUCAGCAAGACAUAUAGAAACCCCGAGGGAAAACCGAGAGAAAAUAAGCUCCAACAGUAGCAUCAGGGAACCAAGCAGCAGCACCCCAACAAGCGAAGGAGACCCCGGCUUCAAAAGGAAGUUAGUAAAAAGGUGGAUAUGGAGACAGUCACAAAGCAGGGCAGUAGUAGUAGUGGUGGGAGUCACCAUCAUCAGCCCCACCCCCACCAUUGGCGCCCCAGGAGGGCAGAGAGGGCACCGGCGGAGGGCGGAAGCACGCACCGGCCCACCCUACGGGAUCGGUUCAGGAGGAUGCAGAAGCUCCAGGGGGAGAGGAGGGCUGCGGAGGCCACAGCUGGUGGUCAGGAAGGGGGCAAUGGAGGAGGAGGCCUCCUCCAGAGACUGCAGGGGGAGGCUGAGGCUAAGGAACACUGGGCCCAUGAGAACUGUGCUAUCUGGACCAAUGGGAUCAUCAUGGUGGCAGGGAGGCUGUACGGCCUGAAAGAGGCUGUUCACACCUCCACAGAAACGAGCUGUUCCAAGUGCCAGAGAGUGGGCGCGUCCAUCAGCUGCUGCUGGAAAGGCUGCCCUCAUAAAUACCACUACAUCUGCGCCAAGGAGAUAGGCUGCAUGUUCCAAGACGACAACUUUUCACUGAAAUGUCCGAAACACGAGGCUUUGUAAAAUAGAGCACUACCCAGCCCCAGUGAGCAUCACCUAUGCAGUAUGACAGACAGACAGACAGAUAGGACAUCCCCCCCACCCAAACCUGAUGAUGAGGAGUCAUGAUGAGACGUCAUGACGGACAGACGCAUCAGCCAAUGGGGACGGCUGGGGAUCCUCUGAGGCACCACCGAUGGCAGCAAUACAGACACAAGACAGCAGGUCCCUCAGAGCAACCCCCGUAACCCCUGGCAACGGCACUGCUUUAUCUCAGCCACCCCUGAUAACCAGACAGAGAGACAGAGAGAGGGACUGCAUUGUCUGUCUAACAGACAGUCUCCUUCACGGACAGACGGACUGCGGUGUUUUGAGAGAGUCUUUCACAGCCCUGUCUGUCUGUGUCUGGAGUCUAGACACCUGGCAGCCAUGGUUACUUAGAGACCACCCCUCCAGAGAGAGAGGGGGGGAGAGAUGGGGAGAGAGAGAGAGAGAGGGGGGGAGAGAUGGGGGGAGACAGGGAGCGGUUUUAAAUUCACGCUGCACUGUUCUGCCUCUGGAACGGUCGCUAUCAUUUUUGGACACCUGGUGGAUUGCGAUUGGCCAGAAUAGGCCCCCUCCGGCUCUGCUGUCCGAGUUCCAGGUCGCGGUGUGUGUGUGACAUCAACUGUGUGUGUGUGACAUGGACUGUGUGUGUGUGUGCUUGUACAAGGAAGGGAACGAGCGUGUUCCAAUUCAAGAUGUCAUGCGUCAAAAGAAGCCGCCCCUCCCCUGGAUGUAUCUCAAUGUGCGCUUAAGUGUUAUAAAAAUGUACAUUGCGUGUUUUAACAGAUUCUAAAUAUGAUUCUGAUAUCGACAGAAAGAAAAAAUGACUGAAUAUAACGCUCUUCUUCCGGUAUGUAUUUUGAUGUGCAUAUUACGGCUAUACGACACCAUUGAGUCAGCGUUGGUAUCUGUCCCGCUUUGUGUUCAAUUAAACAUUUUUAUAAAAAUAAAGGUUUCAAUAUUCACACUAGCGUACUACUUUAGAAUGCAUGCCUUAUACAUUGCUUCAUUCUAAGUGGGUAGUGUGCUAAUUUGGAUAUUGGGGGGGGGUCAAAACUCUGGAGGUCACCGAGUCGAAGUUCAGACGUGUGCUCAUACAACAUGAUGUACAGUAGACGCCACAUCAUCACCAUAAAGGUUAAAGGUCAGGGCAUAGGGCCCGGCCGGCAUCAUCUCACACGUCGUCAUCUCAUCUCACCACAGUUCUUCAUCAAUAUCUCUGUCCAUCAUCUCCAUCACCAAAGGCUGCUGUCUCCAUAAAAAUGAACAAGUAUUCGACUCCAAUAGAUUCUUAGUCCUACACGACUUGAGUUCUCAGCACCAUAGAGCUGAAUCAACCGUACAGAGACUCAAAUAUGUCAUAAUAUGGACACCGUACAGUAACACAGUCCUCCCCAUUAAAUGGGGAACCGUGACUGUUGUACAGUGUCCGUAUUCGGACUGUUUCAGUUUUCUGACUCCACAUCAAGUGUCUCUCUCAUUCCUUUCUCUGUAUGUGGCACUCACAGUAGCGUAGCCUGUUCCCCUUACUGCAGCAUUCUCACACACACAGACAGCCUCUUUAGGGUGUAGUGUACAGUACUUCAGUACUACUUUAGGAUGUAGUGUACAGUACUUCAGUACUACUUUAGGGUGUAGUGUACAGUACUUUAGUACUUCAUAUCAGUGGACACAUACAGUAUUAGGGCGUACAGUACAGACAAGAGCAAAGCAUCACACCACAAACCUCUUCUUCUUCUGAUUCUUGAUUAUGAUGCUCUCAUUAUUUAAUGGUGUAUAUAAGUAUUUGACGCUGUUUAACUGUAAGAUGUGAUGUACUAAUAUAAUUGUGUAUAGUAUUUCCUAGAGAUGUUUAUUUUCUAUAAAAUGAAUAUGUUAUUGCUUAUAAAAAUGUUAUUAAAAGAAUCCAUUCAGAAAAGAGACUUUUGGGAAUGUCACUCGUUCUAAGUUGAGCAUGCAGUGUUUUUUAUUGUUCAUGUUUUCAUUGUUUGAAUCGAUGACACUACAGCAUCAAUUUGUGUGAAAUGUUUUUGUAACGCCAAUGUCAAAUAUACCAGCACCUUUCAACGCUG
Molecule: messenger RNA, 5349 nt
Organism: Oncorhynchus mykiss (rainbow trout)
Lineage: Eukaryota; Metazoa; Chordata; Actinopteri; Salmoniformes; Salmonidae
Source: RefSeq, a predicted model, not a curated record